Messenger RNA from Papaver somniferum (opium poppy), 460 nucleotides. Its product is annotated as 110 kDa U5 small nuclear ribonucleoprotein component CLO-like. Gene Ontology annotation, molecular function: GTPase activity; translation elongation factor activity; GTP binding. NCBI's taxonomy places the organism in Eukaryota, Viridiplantae, Streptophyta, Magnoliopsida, Ranunculales, Papaveraceae. Bases 80 to 460 code for a protein of 126 amino acids. The transcript has 5 exons. Gene Ontology annotation, cellular component: cytosol; U4/U6 x U5 tri-snRNP complex; U2-type catalytic step 2 spliceosome. The record is from RefSeq and is a predicted model, not a curated record. Gene Ontology annotation, biological process: mRNA splicing, via spliceosome.
CAGAUGAUGAAGAGGAUAUGACCGGACCCAACAUGCUCUUAGAUGAUUGCCUUCCGGUGGAGCUGAUAAAACUUGUUGAAUGCUGUUCCAAUGGGGAGCACGUGAGGGACCUCUCUGUGACGAACCUAUCAGAAAUAUGAAGUUCAAGAUUGUUGAUGCUAAGAUUGCUCCUGAACCCAUACAUCGAGGUACUGGUCAGAUUAGUCCAACUGCUCGACGGGUUACAUAUUCAGCUUUCCUCAUGGAUAUUCCACGUCUUAUGGAACCUGUAUACUAUGUUGAGAUACAGACCCCAAUAGGUUGUGUAUCUUCCAUAUAUACAGUGUUUUCUCAUCGACGUGGUCAUGUUACGACUAAUGUUCCUCAACCUGGUACGCCAGCUUAUAUCAUAAAGAUAAUACUUCACUUUGCAGUAGAUUCUUUUGCGGAGGAAAAGAGACCACAACUACAUGAAAGAUAA